GUACAGGGCGGCCAUUACACAGCGAGUUUCCCUAGGAAGGUCGGGGGGAAUAGGGAACUAGCUAGCCAAAUUGUUAUGACGGCCAAUCCCUGUAUUUAAAUUAUUUUAGUAAGCUGAAAUUGCCUGUUUAAGUGUCACUUCGUACCAGACAACCUGUCUUUGUUAUUUUUGUGAGGUAUUCUGUUGUAAGUGGAGCUGUUAUUUGGAAGCUAGCAGCGCAGCGUUUAUUUAGCAAGCUAACCAACGUUAGCUUCGAGCCAGACGCCGAAAACCCGGCUCUUGCGUCGCACCGAGGGAAAUUAAACAUCUGAAUUUCGAGCGGAGACGGUACCUAAAUAUAUCCAGCGCAGCCAACGCGUUAAGGGAAACCAAACUGAAAACAAAACUAUCUUGAAAUUUGGUCACGUUCAAAAUGGACGAUAAAACAUUUACCAAGGAAUUAGAUCAAUGGGUCGAACAACUCAACGAGUGUAAGCAGCUCUCGGAAAACCAAGUGAGGACGCUCUGCGAAAAGGCAAAAGAGAUCCUCACGAAGGAGUCAAACGUGCAGGAGGUGCGCUGCCCAGUCACAGUCUGCGGAGAUGUGCACGGCCAGUUUCAUGAUCUCAUGGAGCUCUUCAGAAUCGGGGGCAAGUCACCAGAUACCAACUACCUGUUCAUGGGAGAUUACGUGGACAGAGGCUACUACUCGGUGGAGACAGUCACGCUGCUCGUAGCAUUAAAGGUCCGUUUCCCAGAGCGUAUCACGAUACUGCGGGGGAACCACGAGAGCAGACAGAUCACACAGGUCUAUGGCUUCUAUGAUGAGUGCCUGAGGAAAUAUGGCAACGCCAACGUGUGGAAGUACUUCACAGACCUCUUUGACUACUUGCCCCUGACUGCUCUGGUUGAUGGACAGAUCUUCUGCCUGCACGGUGGGCUCUCCCCAUCAAUAGACACACUGGAUCACAUCCGGGCCCUCGAUCGCCUACAGGAAGUACCACAUGAGGGACCAAUGUGUGACCUACUGUGGUCUGAUCCUGAUGACCGCGGAGGCUGGGGGAUCUCCCCGCGAGGUGCUGGUUACACCUUCGGACAGGACAUUUCUGAAACCUUCAACCACGCCAAUGGUCUUACUCUGGUGUCACGAGCUCACCAGUUAGUCAUGGAGGGCUACAACUGGUGUCACGAUAGAAACGUGGUCACCAUUUUCAGUGCGCCAAACUACUGCUAUCGCUGUGGCAAUCAAGCUGCCAUCAUGGAACUGGAUGAUACUCUUAAAUAUUCCUUCCUUCAGUUUGACCCUGCUCCUCGACGUGGAGAGCCCCACGUCACUCGCCGUACCCCUGACUACUUCUUAUAAACACGCACUGGCCUGACGAGGGGGGAGGAAAGAGGAGAAUCCUGAAGCAAGCAACAAAGAGACAAAAAUCCCAGCAGUUGCUCGUAUGCGUGUAUAUAUGCACACACAGUGCUGUAUGUCUGUAUAUGUACAUGUGCACGGGGUCUGUUACGACGUGAAAGCACUAACAUGGACCAAAAUGUGCCAUAUAAGCAUUUGAUGCCGAAAAAAAAAAAAUUGCCCUGUGUCUCAGUACUUCAACACAGUGUCCCAUUUUAGCCUCUAGUGCAAUUGCCUGCUGUAUACUAUUGAUGGAAAAGUUCUCUGUUCUUGAAAUGUACAUUACUCUGAGCAACAAAAAAAAAGAUAAAAUAAAAGGAAAUGUGAUAUAAACUCGCUUUCUUCUCCCCCUCUCUCCCCUCAAUAUCACUGGACGUUGUGCUUUGAGUUGGCAGUGCCAGGCAUGUGACAAGACGACAAUGUUUUAUACAAAAUGCACAAGCUUACACCCACACUUGUCUCUGCACCACAACACUAUAAUCUAUUUGGGAAUGAAUACUUAACAUUGAGGGAGGAGCCUCCGUUUUGGGAGUAUGCUUUUAUGUAUAUGACAACCCCACAGUCCCCCCCCCCCUCUCUCCUUUCUCUCCUCUCCACCCUCCCCUCAAACUGUAACCUAACUGUCCCUUUUGUCUAAUCUUUACCUUACAUUUUUUUGUGUUGGCCUUUUCUGUGUAUUUGUCAUGAUGUGAUUGCCUCUUCUUUGGUGUAUGAACUAAAUAAAGUACUUUCAAUUGCAAGCUACACCAUAAUAAAAA
This is a messenger RNA of Sardina pilchardus (European sardine), 2139 nucleotides long. It is a transcript of the gene ppp2cb, whose product is annotated as protein phosphatase 2, catalytic subunit, beta isozyme. The record is from RefSeq and is a predicted model, not a curated record. Gene Ontology annotation, molecular function: protein serine/threonine phosphatase activity. Gene Ontology annotation, biological process: mitotic cell cycle. Lineage: Eukaryota; Metazoa; Chordata; Actinopteri; Clupeiformes; Clupeidae. The transcript has 7 exons. The coding region runs from base 413 to 1342 and encodes 309 amino acids. Gene Ontology annotation, cellular component: cytosol.